Aegilops tauschii subsp. strangulata is the source of this 956-nucleotide messenger RNA. Its product is annotated as photosystem II reaction center W protein, chloroplastic-like. Lineage: Eukaryota; Viridiplantae; Streptophyta; Magnoliopsida; Poales; Poaceae. Gene Ontology annotation, cellular component: photosystem II; chloroplast thylakoid membrane; chloroplast. Gene Ontology annotation, biological process: photosystem II stabilization; photosynthesis. The record is from RefSeq and is a predicted model, not a curated record.
UGGGAGCGCCAAAUCAUUUCCUGGACCUGUGUUUGUCUGUUUUCUCUCAAGUGGAACUUGCAGCGGUUAUGGCUGACGCCAACACUGCACAGUUGCUUCCUUCAGGAGUCUAGUUGAUGUGUUGUGUGAUUGAGUGUUGGUUGUGGUUGGAAGUAUCUGUGAUGUCAAAGGUGGCAACCAGAGCCCCCACUGGACAGACCCAUGAUGAUGCAGUAUAUAUAUUGAAGUGCCUCUGCCUGCAUACAUACCCACACAAACACUUGACACCCUCAAAUAAUUGGCACUCCUACUGUCACCUCCUGAAUCUCCCCCAAGAGAGAGCACGCAUAUAUCAGCAAUGGCAAUGAUCAGCGCCACCACCGUCGUCUUGGCCACCAGACCGUCGCCGGCUGCAGGGCUUCCUCAGUUGAGAGUGGCCAGGGCCGUGAGGCUGAGGUGCAGCUACUCCAAGGACAGCAAGAGGGCAUCUUUGGCUCUGGCUCCGGUGAUACUCAAGGGCGCGCCGCUGCUCGCUGCGGCGAGCGCCAUGUCGGCCGCAACGCUGGCGGAGGUGGACGAGCGGAUGUCGGCUGAGCGUACCCGGCUGAGCAACGACCUACUGGGGUGGAUCCUGCUGGUUGCCGUCGGCCUCGUCCUGUCCUUCUACACCGUCUACUCCUCCAUGCCCAUCCUCGACGAUGAUGAUGACCAAUCCAGCGCUGGCGGCAUCACUCUCUGAGCUCUACCACCACCAUCUUCUUCUCCUGCCUUCCUGAUAUGUGAAAGCCUCAAAAACUAUCACUCGGGUGAAUGCUGAGUUACUGAUUAUGUUACGACACUGUUAAAUCGUUGUGUGUCUGGCUUUGUAAUGCAGAUCUCUGAUUAAUCUAAGUUGUGUUAAAUCUCAUCACUUCAUCAGGCUGUUUAGGGAGCUUAUAAACAUCCCUUGAAUCACUCCAUGAUUUGUACAGUGCUAU